Molecule: messenger RNA, 2822 nt
Organism: Notothenia coriiceps (black rockcod)
Lineage: Eukaryota; Metazoa; Chordata; Actinopteri; Perciformes; Nototheniidae
Product: natural resistance-associated macrophage protein 2
Exons: 17
Coding region: 201-1874 (557 amino acids)
Biological process (GO): iron ion transmembrane transport; manganese ion transport
Cellular component (GO): endosome membrane; plasma membrane; lysosomal membrane
Molecular function (GO): manganese ion transmembrane transporter activity; cadmium ion transmembrane transporter activity; iron ion transmembrane transporter activity
Source: RefSeq, a predicted model, not a curated record
AUGGAAAUAUACGACUUUGCCAGAAUUUAGCUUGAUAACGUGCUACUUAGCUAGCCACCUGGAGAUUUACAAAGAUGAUGUCAGUUUAAAAGCCGCUUUAAUCGUCAAAACACAACCUGCUGUUGUACCCUCCCAUAAAGUGAACACAGGGAGGCUGAUAUUCAUCCCUCCAGUUCCCAGGGAUCCCUCAGCCUGCCCUGAUGAAGGCCGAGCAAGACGAAGACCUCCUGGAAGAGGACUCCCCUCAGGAGAAUGAAGCUGAGACAAACCAGUACAGCUCCGUCUCUCCUCCUUCCUCACCAGUAGCCCAGGAUGAACCCUUCUCCACAUACUUUGAGGACAAGGUGGCCAUUCCUGACAAUGUCAGCCAGAUGUUCAGCUUCCGUAAACUCUGGGCCUUCACUGGACCGGGGUUUUUGAUGAGCAUUGCUUACUUGGAUCCAGGGAACAUCGAGUCCGACCUGCAGUCCGGAGCUAAAGCCGGCUAUAAGCUCCUGUGGAUCCUCCUCGGAGCCACCAUCAUCGGGCUGCUGCUGCAGAGGCUGGCUGCGCGCCUCGGGGUCGUCACGGGGAUGCACCUGGCUGAAGUCUGCAACCGCCAGUAUUCCACAGUUCCUCGGGUCAUGCUUUGGGUGAUGGUGGAGCUGGCGAUUAUUGGCUCGGACAUGCAGGAGGUCAUUGGCUGUGCCAUCGCUCUCAACCUUCUCUCAGUGGGCAGGAUACCACUGUGGGCAGGAGUCCUCAUCACCAUCACAGACACAUUUGUGUUCCUCUUUCUAGACAAAUACGGCUUGAGGAAACUUGAAGCCUUCUUUGGAUUCCUCAUCACCGUAAUGGCUUUGAGCUUUGGUUAUGAGUAUGUGGUGGCAGCACCAGACCAAGCGGAGCUUCUGAAGGGGAUGUUCAUCCCCUACUGCGCCGGCUGCGGGUCUGUGCAGCUGGAGCAGGCCGUGGGAAUUGUAGGCGCCGUCAUCAUGCCCCACAACAUCUACCUGCACUCAGCACUGGUCAAGUCUCGGGAUAUUGAUCGGAAAAAUAAGAAUGAAGUAAAGGAAGCCAACAAGUACUACUUCAUCGAGGCAACCAUCGCUCUGUUCAUCUCCUUCCUGAUCAACGUCUUUGUCGUAGCGGUCUUUGCCGAGGCCUUCUACGGCAAAACCAAUAAUGACAUGAAUCAAAAGUGCAAUGAAACCGGCCUCCUGCCAAACGAUCUCUUCCCUCGUAACAACGAGACACUGCAGGUGGACAUCUACAAAGGGGGAAUUGUGCUGGGCUGUAUCUUUGGACCUGCAGCCCUCUACAUCUGGGCCAUAGGAAUCCUGGCAGCUGGACAGAGCUCCACCAUGACAGGCACUUACUCUGGGCAGUUUGUCAUGGAGGGAUUCCUGAACCUUCGUUGGUCCCGUUUUGCGCGGGUUCUGCUGACCCGCUCCAUCGCCAUCACUCCUACACUGCUGGUCGCCAUUUUUCAGGAUGUUAAGCAUCUGACGGGGAUGAACGACUUCCUGAACGUUCUUCAAAGCAUGCAGCUUCCUUUUGCCUUGAUCCCAAUUCUGACCUUCACCAGUAUGAAAUCUAUUAUGAACGACUUUGCAAACGGAAUGGUGUGGAAGAUUUCAGGAGGCAUCGUCAUCCUGGUGGUUUGUGCCAUCAACAUGUACUUUGUGGUGGUGUACGUCACGGCGCUGCACAGUGUGCUGCUCUAUGUCCUCGCUGCUCUGCUCUCCUUGGCCUAUCUGUGCUUUGUGGGCUACCUGGCCUGGCACUGCUUGGUUGCCCUGGGGGUUUCCUGCCUGGACUUUGGCAGCAGGAUGCAACUGUCCCGGCACACUGACAUUUACCUACUGACUGACAUGGACACUGACACUGGUUGAGAAGAAGGAGGACGCGAUGUGAGCAGAUGUUGAUCUGAUGACCCGAUAGUAGCGAAGGACCACUGAAACCCGGCCAGUAUGUGCUAGUCUUCACCUCUCUGUGCCUAGCAUGUCUUUAAAGUGUCCUUAAAGUACACACUGUGUUGUACACCCAGUAAUGUAUAAUCCAAUUGAGGAUGCUUUUUAUUGUAAAUAUGUUGUCAAUCUCAGCCAAAUAAUGUUAAUGCAAAUAAUGGUUUAAUAUCUCGGAAAGAUGCUUGUUCCUGUAACAAAGCAAACUACAUCAAGUUUAAAAUUUAAAAAAACAAACAUCUCUUAAAGUCCAAUAUAACAUGUUUUGCCAACUAGGCAAUACUGUGAGGAACAUGCUUUCUACAAAGACAUUGCACAAUAAUAAACUUACAAUUCCACGACCACAUCAUUGAAAUAACAGUGAAUUAAAUUCAGAGGGGUCAGUCAGCUGUUUUCAGAGGAUGCUGCACUUAGUGUGCCGCGGACCUAAAAUAUUUACAGCACUCUGCACAUUUCAUUCACUCUUCUUGGUUUAGCUGAAAUGACAUUAGAAAUAUAUAUUUAUAAAUUUGCCAUGGUUACACAGCCCUGUGACAGAAGGUUCUGAAAAGUCUGAUAUGAAUGUCAAGAUUUUAUUUAAAACAUGUUUUUCAUUUGGUAGGAACUGAAUAGCUGUCCUUGUUUAAUUGUAUGUGAUUCAAAAUCCUUCAUCAAGAUGUUAUUAAUAUUAAACGAAUACAUUGUUUAAAUUAAUAUAUUGAAUAUCUAUAUAACCCUUGACAAAUAUACAAGGUAUUGAUGUCUGUUUAUUCACACUUUUUCCUGUGUUUUAUACUAUUUGAAAGGGUGACAGUUUAAUGUCAUUUUAUACACAGUUAUGCUACUAUUUUAGGUGCUUGGAAUUCUGUUUCUUGGAAAUAAAAUCUAUAUAUCCUU